Messenger RNA from Condylostylus longicornis, 1262 nucleotides. RefSeq lists its product as uncharacterized. Gene Ontology annotation, molecular function: DNA binding. Gene Ontology annotation, cellular component: RNA polymerase I complex. Gene Ontology annotation, biological process: transcription elongation by RNA polymerase I; RNA polymerase I preinitiation complex assembly; nucleolar large rRNA transcription by RNA polymerase I. The coding region runs from base 88 to 1203 and encodes 371 amino acids. NCBI's taxonomy places the organism in Eukaryota, Metazoa, Arthropoda, Insecta, Diptera, Dolichopodidae. The transcript has 6 exons. The record is from RefSeq and is a predicted model, not a curated record.
UGUCAAAAAUGUACAUUCGCCAUCCGCUUUUCGCAACAGCCUUUUGCAAACAUUACAAAACCAGUUUUUACUAAAAAAUUACUUAUAAUGUCAGACAAAAAUUUAAUUGAAAAUGUAAUUCAAAAAAAUAAAGGUUAUGUUCCCAUUUUAGUGAAGUUUCAAAAUGGAAUUCUUAACGAUUACGGUACUUUCAAAACUGGAAUUGUUUUAGCUAACAACAAAAAUUUAAAAAAAGAUGAAGCUGUAUUUUCAAUUAAUAAGCAUAUUUAUCACGGGCCGAUUGAACCAGAUGAAAAGCAAGCCGUGAAUUCCUAUAUUGCAGUCAAAAGAAGGAACAAAAUUCACUUAAUGGAAAUUGAUCAAUGUACAUUGAUACACGAUAUUCACUCACACCAUGAUUGCAUAGAAAAAAUUAAUAACAAAGAAUUGGCAAUGAGGGUAUUAAUGAAGAAUUUUGGGGGUAAAAAAUCUAAAGUCUAUUUUGAAAGGACAGAAAGAUCUAAGGUAAAUUUAGAAAUAAUUAAAUCCCAAUUAAAUAAAACCAUAGAAGAAACAACAUUACAAGACGAUAACGAUAAGACUAGUGAACUUGAGAUUGUUCCACCAUAUAACAAAAAUGCCAAAAACUCUUCCGAUAUAUAUAUUUUAACAAAUAUUUUAGAAGAAGAUUUUUUGAGUAGUUUGCAAGAAGAAGCAGUUGCAGUUUUCAAUUACAAUACAGAAGAUUUACCGAUUUCAUCGCAGUAUAUACUUAAAGAAAUUAGAAGAGUAAAAGAUGUCAUGCCCAAAAGCCAAUGUUUCACGUUUUUGAAAGUAUUAAUUUAUUUAGAUGGUUUAUUAAAUUACAUAAAAAUAAAAAGAAGAAAUAUAGAUGGUGUGGAAUUAUCGAAAAUUUCAGAAAAAAUUUCAAACGAUAUACGCCGACGAUUUGCUCCAAAAGAUUUACUUAAACCGCUAAGAACAACUAUUUCCACUGAUAAAGCAAUAUGUUACUUCAUUGUGCUAAUUAUGUUAAUUCAACCUGACUAUGAAAUCGACAUCAAUAUACUUACCACAGAAAUUGGGCGACCCAAAAAUAAAGUUAAAAGUUUAUGCAGUGCGGUUUUUGCAAAACAGAAACAAUUUUCCGACAUGCUGUGUUUCUCGUUAGCGAAUAAUAGCAUAAAAGGCAAACACCGUAUGGUAAAGCGAAAAACCUUAUGAAAAAAGUUAGUUACUGCUUAAAAUUUAAGUUUGAUAAUAUAAAACAUUCUUUUGGGAAA